This is a messenger RNA of Delphinapterus leucas (beluga whale), 1305 nucleotides long. The record is from RefSeq and is a predicted model, not a curated record. NCBI's taxonomy places the organism in Eukaryota, Metazoa, Chordata, Mammalia, Artiodactyla, Monodontidae.
CUUUCAAGAAGUCCUGCAAGGUUGGAGCAGAGAACAGGAUUAUGAGAAGGUUUAUUUAAGUUUUGUUUUGUUGGUUGUGUUUUAGGGAAACUUGCUGUUUAAUUAUCACUUUAGGUCCCAGAAGAAACAGAGCAGACACUUUUCCUUCUAAGAUGGUUGGUAAGAGAGUUGUUGUUUGAUGGUUUCUAUUUUCCCUGGAGCUAAAGUUUGGAGGUGGGGUAGGUUAGGAACUAUGGAACUUCAGGGUAGUGAAGGGUUGGAAUAGCCACUGAGAAAUGUAGAUAAAAUAACAAGGAAACAGAAAAUAGGAAUAAAAAAGGCAAGACAGAGGAUCAAUUCAGGAAGUCCAACAGCUAAGUAUUAUUUCCUGAAAGAGAGAAGAGAGAAAACAGAGGGGAGGAAAUUAUCAGUGAAAUAGUUGAGGAAGCACAGAAUGAAGUUUCCAGAUUGAAAGGACCCACUUGAAUCCCCUAAAAUAACACCAACAUCACCGUGAAGAUCCUGGGGACUAUAAAGUGAAAAUGGAGCAACAAGAACCAGCAGAUUCUCAAAAUACCAAGCAGUCUAUUAUUUCAGAGGAGUUAAUUUCAGAAGGAAAAUGGGUCAAGCUUGAAAGAACAACUUACAGAGAUCCUACUGGUAAAACAAGAACUUGGGAAACUGUGAAACGGACAACGAGGAAAGGCCAGUCGGCUGAUGGUGUGGCGGUCAUCCCCGUGCUGCAAAGAACCCUUCACUAUGAGUGCAUCAUUCUGGUGAAGCAGUUCCGACCCCCGAUGGGGGGCUACUGCCUAGAAUUCCCUGCUGGUCUCAUCGAUGACAACGAAAGCCCAGAAGCAGCUGCUCUUCGGGAGCUCGAGGAAGAAACUGGCUACAAGGGCGACGUUGCUGAAUGUUCCCCAGCUGUCUGUAUGGAUCCAGGUUUGUCAAACUGUACCACACAUAUCGUAACCGUAACUAUCAAUGGAGACGAUGCUGAAAACGUAAGGCCUAAGCCAAAGCCAGGAGAUGGAGAAUUUGUGGAAGUGAUUUCCUUACCAAAGAAUGACCUGCUGAAGAGAAUUGAUGAUCUGGUAGCUGAUGAACAUCUGACAGUGGACGCCAGAGUCUAUUCCUACGCUCUGGCGCUGAAACAUGCAAACACAAAGCCGCUUGAAGAGCCCUUCCUGAAGUUUUAAGGCCAAAGGACAGUCGCCUUGUUUCUGUAACCAGGACACAGGCCUCCUUCAUUAAGACUUUGUAUUCAGCUUAGUUUCAAUGGAGAUUUGAAAUUCGUUUUUUCAUAAAAUAAAAGCACAGAAUGCA